AACUCGCUCCUACAACUUCACCCACUUGCAACAUGCCUAAACCGACAUAACGUAUCCCGCACUAAUACUAAUAAAUCCCCGCGAUCCGUCACCGAGCGAGGCAACCGGACUACAGCACCAUUGAUGUAGCGCGCACGGGGUGUUCGCAUAAGCCCGCACCAUGCCGCACCACCUCCUACCUCCCAAUCCUUCCCUCGUUGCGAUACUCCUAGUGAUCAAGACCUCAUCAGGCCCACGCCUUGUCUUCCAUUAUCCACCGAAUCCCGCCUGCUCAUCCUCGGCGCUGCCAGCAAAUCCGCAAUGGUAUAGCAAUGGCACGUCGACAGGGACCGAUGACGAAGAUACAAGCUCUACAAGCAGCACCGAGUGGAACACAGACAGCGACGAGGAAGAAGAGGAUGGUGGGAGUAGGGCGGGUAGCAUAGCGAGCACAAGGGGAACGAGCAGGCUGAGGGACGGCAGCCGCAGCCGGCGCGGCGCAAAGAGCUUGAAAAGCCAAACGGACGUAGAUGAGGACGCGGACGACGACGUCGACGGCUUGGGAGAGGAAGAUGGCAUGGUAAUAGUAAGGACAAGCUCGGGACACGGAGCCAUGGGAGGGAAGAAAGGCGGUGGUCCGCAGGACAGCGAUGGUAAGCCAGACUGGGACAAGUUACUUGGCUUCAAAAGCGAAGGGUUGGAAAAGUUGCUUUGUCCCGGCAAAAAGUUCAGAAAAAGGAAGUUUGAAGUCGGAUUGGAGGGGCUAUGCUUCUUAGGAUGCCCGAUGUUUGCAAAGGAGGGUGCCGGGUGGAAGAAGAAGAGGAGAAGGAGGAAGGGGGCGAAUGACGCUCAGGAGGAUGCCUCUCAGAAGCCUACCCCGGAGGCGGAAGAGAGUGAUGAGAAUGCUCCGGCAGACGCAGAAGACGAAGGUAUUGAAAUUAUGACCCCCGAUAAGACUAGCCCUCGACUUGAGCUUCCAUCAGGAUAUGAAGCAGGAUACGGACAUGUGUUGUCCAGCAAUGUUUCAGACGCGGGAUCGGACACGAAGAGCGCAUCCACCACAUCAGGCCCAUCCGAAAUGACCAUGUUCAACAUCGUUUUCGUUCUGAACCCUCCGGCUCUAGAGUAUCAACUACGCAGCCAGGAGAUGUAUGAUAACGCCAUCAAGAAGUUUGCGAAAGACUUGAAACACGAGCAGCGCGCAUCGAAUUACGUAUGGAGAGAAUCAAAGACUAUUCUGGCCAUUAAAAACAAGGCCAAAGAUGGCAGGGAGGGAACAACCAGUUUGUGGCAUAGCAUUCUUUCUACAUCAUCACUGGCAAGGUCCAUUGCCAUUUUGUUUGACUCUCUUUCCAACUCAAAGAUUGCUCAUAUACAUCUCGAAACUCUGGCUGAUGCGUCUUAUCAAAUACCCCAAGCACCGUCCACCCCGUACCUGUCUAGGGCGACUGAUCCUCAAAUGCCUGGGCUCUGGCUCACGACCGCCAACCUCCCAGACGAUGGAGAUGAAGGCGUAUUCAAUGUAACGCUUACCCCGCAUCAUGCCCUGUUGCUACUCGAAGACAAGGAGACCCUUCUCAGAGAGAUUGAGGGAGAUGCCAAAGAACACUCGGCGCAACUGGCCUUCUAUAUUAGCAACCUUACGCCCACGAAGUCUCUACAAAAGCUCGCGACCUUGCAUAAGAUCCCGGUUGCUGACUUGGAGUUUAUCGCCGCCCACCUUAUAUACUGGCGCCGUGCGCGCGCCAUUCCGCCGCUUCAUCAGCGCGACACAUACAUUGUAUCGCCCAAUGCGGACAUGCGCAAACUUCCUCAAGCCAUACCGGCUUACGCCACCCGCUUCCCCACUCUCCCGUCCUUGCCGAAGAUGCUCAGCAUGCUGUCAACUCAGCAACCCAGGACCUAUGGUAGCUUCAUCCCCAGCAAAGACCACCGCCACGCCUACAUGGAGAUCCUGGCCUGGCUUAUGCGCGGCGGCUGGGUGACCCAGCUCCGCACUUUUGCCUGGAUCCGCGUCUCGCCUGAGGUCCAGGCUGAAGUUGCCGCCAUCAUGGAAAGAGAAGCCAAGGAUGCCACUCGGGCCGCUAUCCAACACGCCCGGGACCGCCGCGCAGCUAUGGGGGACCACUCGGACGAUGCCAGCGACCGUGCCACGAUUGCCAGCGAUGAUGCGCCGUCUACGCCGCACCGGAAGUCGCCCCGAGACAGCGAGAGCAGCGGUCAUGCAGCCCUAUCCGAAACGAGCAGUAUCCGCAGCCCCCGCGCAGCCUUCCACACAUCGCCGCGAGACAGCCAGCAUAAGGCGUCGCCCCUGCAUGCGUCGUACUCGGCGUCUGCGACGUCUGACUUUCAUGGUACACCGGCGACGCCGCGGCGGCCGCACCUCAGCCACAGCUUUCAUGCGGCGUCAAAGGACCCGGCGGAUUACCAACCGCGCAUGAUUUACAGCCCUCAGAAGGCGAAUGCGCUCGAGGCGCGGUGGAUUGAGCAUAUUAAGAAUGGGUUUGAGGAUUCGGAUGUGCAGAGCAUGUUUCCCGUGCUGCAGAAGUAUUUUGAUGGACGCCAUGCCUUGGACGACAUUGCGGGGAGAGAGGGCAUCAAGCGAAAGAGGGUUUGGGGAGUAUUGGGAGUGAUGAGAGAGAGAAAUGUGCUGUUUGUAAUGCGGCAUUGGUGAGGGUAAACAUGAAUUGUUAUUUGUUUGUGGUUGAAAUAAUGAUACCUGCGAAUGGAGAGAG
This is a messenger RNA of Aplosporella prunicola CBS 121167, 2714 nucleotides long. RefSeq lists its product as uncharacterized. The coding region runs from base 161 to 2653 and encodes 830 amino acids. Gene Ontology annotation, cellular component: GATOR1 complex. Gene Ontology annotation, biological process: TORC1 signaling; positive regulation of autophagy; negative regulation of TORC1 signaling. The transcript has 2 exons. The record is from RefSeq and is a predicted model, not a curated record. NCBI's taxonomy places the organism in Eukaryota, Fungi, Ascomycota, Dothideomycetes, Botryosphaeriales, Aplosporellaceae.